Molecule: messenger RNA, 2924 nt
Organism: Salvelinus namaycush (lake trout)
Lineage: Eukaryota; Metazoa; Chordata; Actinopteri; Salmoniformes; Salmonidae
Product: protein phosphatase 1 regulatory subunit 3B-like
Exons: 2
Coding region: 247-1164 (305 amino acids)
Biological process (GO): regulation of glycogen biosynthetic process
Cellular component (GO): protein phosphatase type 1 complex
Molecular function (GO): protein phosphatase 1 binding; glycogen binding
Source: RefSeq, a predicted model, not a curated record
UACAUGUUCACUUGAACCUAGUAUGGUGUUUGAAACGGUGGCAUGACCGAAACUGGAUACAGUUUGUGAAGUUGCUAGUUACAUUUUAUUUGUAGCAAUAGUAGAGUAGCAUUGCAGCAAAAUUGAUUAUAGCCUACAUGUAAACGACAAGGAAGAGGAGCUUUCACCGCUGAGAGGGCAAUGGUGAUUUCUGACUGGUAGAGUAGACGUAGCCUAUCACGUCAAUCCUACCUGAAUUCAUUGCAAAUGUUUCAAACCAACUGCACAAGUCUAUUCAGCCUCUUUCCUCACAAGUCCACCAUGCCGAUUGAAUUGGCCAUGCCGCUCUACCUGUCAAACGACGACUUCUGCUACACGAGGUCCCCGGAAUCACUACAACCACUACGACCCUGUCUGAAGCCCUGCCUGCGGUUCAAACCCUCUGCCCCUCCUAUGCAGACUGAACCAGAUUUGCUUCAUGAGAAGAAUGGGAAACCUAAAAGGCGAGUGUCCUUCGCUGACCACAAGGGCCUGGCCCUCACCAAGGUGAAGUUCUUUUCUCAUUUUGACACUAUUGACAUCCCGCUCAACAUCACAGACCUGUUCAGCUCUUCGCUCAAGUUACCAUAUGAGGAGGACAGACUGGUAAUGGGCUUCACCCAGCCCUCCUCUGAUUAUCUGCUGUUCCGUCAGCGUCUGGAGACUGAGCUUGUCUGCCUAGAGCACUGCAUGCUGAAAGAGAAGGCACUGUCUGGAACCGUGAAGGUCAAAAACCUGUCCUUUGAGAAGUCUGUCAAGGUGCGUGUAACCUUUGACACUUGGAAAAGCUACAUGGACUUGGAGUGCCAGUACUUGAAGGACAACUACACAGGCUCGAACUAUGACACCUUCGCCUUCGAGGUUUCCCUUCCAGCUGAGCUGAGGCCGCACAAGCACAUAGAGUUUGCCAUCUGCUAUGAAGUCAAUGGCCAGACAUACUGGGACGGUAACCAGGGCCGAAACUACAGGAUCAUCUGGUCUGCUUUGAAGAUGGACGGCCAGGGCAGCUUCAGCAGUAACCAGCAGAGACACUCGUUUGAUCUUGGAAUUCAAUUCGACUUCUAUGGAAGUCCCAGAUGCUCCCAUGGGAUGUUCCCAGAGUGGCCAAGUUAUGCAGGAUAUGAGGAUAUUAGACCUUACUACUGAAAAGCCGUCAUCCUUAGAGUAAAAUGUUUUUUUUGUUCAGAGAAAGUGCUGUUCCCGAAAAUGAGUGAUUUUUCAGGCCAGGCCCGUCCAGCCAUGCUCGGGGGAACAAAAGCAAUAAGAAAAAUGUAUACAUUUUGGGAUGGGGGUUGUAUACUCUGUGGAUUAUUAGAAUAUUCAGAUGUGACAUUUACUGAUUGCAUAGCAGGUUUAAUUAACAGGCAUAUCCCAGUGUAGAUGUUGACUGAACCAAGAGAAAAACAUAAUUCAUAUCUAGCUUUUGUACUUGAUCUACAGUGGGUUCUGGAAUUAUUGGAUCCCUUGAUAAAGAUUAGUAAAAAACAAACAAUUCAAACUGGUCUCUAUUCUAUGGUCAAAAAAUGUAGAAAUUAUUAUAUUUUAUACUAAUACAAUUGCUGAGACAAAGAUUUUGUUAAACAAGUAAUUUUAAAAAAUCUCAAAGAUGAGGUCAAAAUGAUUGGACCCCAUGUUUUCAAUAAGCCAGCACCCUUCCUGUGCGAGGAUAAUGACAAUUGAUCCUUUUUCAAAAAUGUUUUAUUAGAUUGGAGAAUAUGUUGGAAGGGAUCUUAGUUAUUGUCUUGCUGGAAGAUUCACUUGCGGCCAAGUUUCAGCCUCCUGGCAGAGGCAACCAGGUUUUUGGCUAAAAUGUCCCGGUCAUGGGUAAAUUUCAUGAUGCCAUUGACCUUAACAAGGGCGCCAGGACCGAAAUAGCCUCAUAACAUCAAAGAUGCACCACUAUAUUUUACAGUAGGGAUUAGGUAUUUUCUGCAUAUGCCAUGUUCUUUGAAGGCUAAACCCAUCAUUGGUGUACAUGGUCAAAGAGCUCUAUUUUCAUGUCAUAUGACCAUAGCACCGCCUGAAGUUUGCUAAACGGCAAUGGCACUUGGAUUGGAACCGGUGCUAUUGUCAUAAGACAUGAAAAUAGUGGUCUUUGGCCACGCACACCAAUGGUGGAUUUAGCUUUGGAAAGAACGAUGUGCAUGCAGAAAAUACCUCAUCCCUACUGUGAAUUGUGUCGUUAUCCUCAAAAAGGGAGGGUGCUGGACUAUUGAAAACAGAGGAUCCAAUCAUUUUGGCCCUUUAUCUUUUUGAGGUUGUUUAACAAGUAAUAGAUAAAAUAUACAAUUCAUGCAAUAUAGCUCAGUAUUUAUUUUAUACAGUGUAUUUUGCCCAUCUUUGUCAAGUGAUCCAGUAAUUCUGGACCCCACUGUAUGUGUUGGGAUAAGCCAUUGUUGACUCAACAGGAAAUUACACUAACUGGUAAAACUAUGUACACUGUUAUGUGUGAUGCAGGUCAAAAUAAUUGGAAGAGCAAUGUUUAUGAUGAAACUUUCAAUGAUUUUUAACAAAUAGAUUCGGAAUCAAAAUGUCUAUGUACUUUCACAUCACAUUUCUUGUACUGAGUUCUUUAAGUUGAUUUAUGUUAAGUGAUAUGACUUCAGAAUAGACAGGUGUUUUUAAGUCUCUUCAGGAUUUGCACCAUGUUUGUACUGAGCUCAUUCUGGUAUGUGGGUGUUUGAGUUCAAAUACUUUAAUUUUUAAAGGGGUGGGAAUGGCAGGAAUUUACUUGACGGGAACCUUAGAAAUACACAUUUCUGUCUGCUCCUGAUGAUGAUUUAAAAUGUUUUACAGUGUUCACUAUGCUGCUCUAUGUAAAUAAGAGUCAUUGGAUAUGUUUUUAAAGGAACAAGUAUGAAGGAUGGAUUUUUGUAUGUCAGAAUUAAAUAUGUUUUGCAAGAAUA